This is a messenger RNA of Drosophila yakuba, 1829 nucleotides long. It is a transcript of the gene pll, whose product is annotated as serine/threonine-protein kinase pelle. Gene Ontology annotation, molecular function: protein binding; protein kinase activity; ATP binding. Bases 206 to 1711 code for a protein of 501 amino acids. NCBI's taxonomy places the organism in Eukaryota, Metazoa, Arthropoda, Insecta, Diptera, Drosophilidae. Gene Ontology annotation, biological process: signal transduction; protein phosphorylation. The record is from RefSeq and is a predicted model, not a curated record. The transcript is spliced from 3 exons.
CUUUAUCACUUGUUGCGCCGCUGUUAGCUGCACUGUUAACAGGUCGUCCGCUUCGAAUCGAGUUGGGAAUUUUCCCAAAAGUGACAUUCGAUUCGCUGCAACAGGUUCCCAGCGCCACAUACCCCUGUUCAACGGGAACGCUUGCAUCCGGAGACGCAGACCGCAUGAAUCAGUCGCAACCGGUUGAACUGCCCACCAGUGAAAGAUGAGUGACGUUCAGACCGCCGAAGCCGAGGCACAGGCCCAAAACCAAGCGAAUGGCAACAGGACCAGGUCGCGAUCCCACUUGGACAACACGAUGUCCAUCCGACUGCUGCCACUGACCGUACGCUCCCAACUUUGUGCUCAUUUGGAUGCACUGGAUGUGUGGCAACAAAUGGCCACGGCCGUAAAACUCUAUCCGGACCAGGUGGAGCAGAUAAUCAGUCAGAAACAGCGCGGCCGCUCAGCCGCCAAUGAGUUUCUCAACAUUUGGGGCGGCCAGUACAAUCACACGAUGCAAACUUUAUUUGCUUUGUUCAAAAAAUUGAAGCUGCACAACGCCAUGCGGCUGAUCAAAGACUACGUUAGCGAGGAUCUGCACAAGUACAUUCCCAGGAGCGUGCCCACCAUCAGUGAGCUGCGUGCUGCUCCCGAUUCCAGUGUCAAAUUGGACAAUGGCCCGCCAUUUCCCUCCUCCUCAGGCGUCAGCAACUCAAACAACAAUAGCACCAGCACAGCGGCAACGGAAGCGAUUCCUAGCUUGGAGUCCCUGGGCAACAUACACAUUAGCACGGUCCAGCGGGCAGCCGAGUCCUUGCUGGAGAUCGAUUAUGCGGAGCUGGAAAAUGCCACGGACGGAUGGAGUCCGCAGAAUCGUCUGGGACAGGGUGGGUUUGGAGACGUGUACCGCGGGAGAUGGAAGCAACUGGACGUGGCCAUCAAGGUGAUGAACUACCGCAGCCCCAACAUUGACCAGAAAAAGGUGGAGCUGCAGCAGAGUCACAACGAACUUAGGUAUCUAAACAGCAUCCGGCAUGACAACAUCGUGGCCCUCUACGGAUACAGCGUCAAAGGGGCAAAGCCAUGCCUGGUUUACCAGCUGAUGAAGGGCGGUUCCCUGGAGGCUCGUCUAAGAGCGCACAAGGCCCAAAACCCACAACCAGCUCUCACCUGGCAGCAGCGGUUUAGCAUCAGUCUCGGCACUGCAAGAGGCAUCUACUUCUUGCACACGGCUCGCGGCGCUCCGCUGAUCCAUGGAGAUAUCAAGCCGGCCAACAUCUUGCUGGACCAGUGUAUGCAGCCAAAAAUCGGAGACUUCGGCCUGGUGCGCGAGGGUCCCAAGUCCUUAGACGCUGUGGUGGCAGUGAACAAAGUUUUCGGUACCAAGAUCUAUCUGCCACCGGAGUUCCUCAACUUCAAACAACUCAGCACGGGCCUGGACGUCUACAGCUUUGGCAUUGUGCUGUUGGAAGUGUUCACGGGGCGCCAGGUGACGGAUCGCGUGCCGGAAAACGAAACGAAAAAGAAUUUGCUGGACUACGUCAAACAGCAUUGGCGGCAAAACCGGAAGGAACUGCUAGAGAAGCACCUUGCUGCACCGAUGGGCAAGGAGCUGGACAUGUGCAUGUGCGCCAUCGAGACGGGCCUGCACUGUACUGCCCUGGAUCCGCAGGAUCGCCCAUCAAUGGAUGCGGUGCUCAAGCGUUUCGAACCAUUUGAAACCGAAUAGAUGUGCCUUAUUAUUUUACCUUUAUUGACGAACUUUGAAAGCUCGAAGAACCAUUUAAACCAUUUCCACAUUUUGUGAUUGAUUGCAAUAUAUUACUAACUUUAAGAUUGCAACGAAA